Messenger RNA from Daldinia vernicosa, 1071 nucleotides. Its product is annotated as U3-containing 90S pre-ribosomal complex subunit-domain containing protein. The transcript has 5 exons. NCBI's taxonomy places the organism in Eukaryota, Fungi, Ascomycota, Sordariomycetes, Xylariales, Hypoxylaceae. Gene Ontology annotation, cellular component: nucleus; 90S preribosome. The coding region runs from base 109 to 891 and encodes 260 amino acids. The record is from RefSeq and is a predicted model, not a curated record.
CUCAUUCUCAUUCUCAUAUUACAGCAACCAUCAUAAUAUUCGACAUAACAUCCCAUCUACACUUCACACGUAAAUCUAUAAUCCAAAAUACACAAAUAAACGUCAAUUAUGGCCGAGACUCAAGUUCAAAGGCAGCAGCAGCAGCAGCCCGCAGCCUCAAAAGCCAAGUCCAAGAAACGCCCUCGCAAUGACGAAACUGCUUCGCGCAAACGAAGAAAGCAAGCUUACGAGGAAGAUGAGGAAUACCUCGACCUGGAAGCCGGCGUGAACAAGAAGAUGUCCAUGAUCGACAAUCUACUCCUGGCAGACCACUAUUCCAAGAAAAUCAGGAGAUUUGGAACGGAUUUAAAACCAGUCGAGCUCAGCCAAUUAGACAUAUCACCAAACUACAUCACAGACACCACGUCUUUCCAAGAGACGAGGAAUCUAGAGAAUCUACCACAGUUCCUAGAGCAAUUCGCAGACCCAAAGAAACUAGGGGAAGCACCCAAGGAGAACGGCGCACCACACACCAUCAUCGUCACCGGCGCCGGUCUGAGAGCCGCAGAUCUCGUCAGGUCCGUCCGGAAAUACCAAUCGAAAAAAAACACAGUCGCAAAACUGUUCGCAAAGCACAUCAAGAUCGAAGAAAGCGUGCAAUUCCUCCAGAAGCACCGCACGGGCGUCGCAGUGGGCACUCCCGUUCGAUUAUCCGAUCUAGUCGAUAACUCCGCCUUGAACCUAAGCAAACUCGAACGUCUGGUCGUAGAUGCCUCGCACAUUGAUCAGAAGAAACGCGGCGUCAUGGAUAUGAAGGAGACUAUGUUACCACUAGCCCGUUGGCUGGCCCGCCAAGAGUUCAAGGAGAGAUAUGCUGAUCCUGAGAAGCCCCUGCAGCUGCUUUUCUACUAAGCAGGCGGGUAUGGCGUCAGUUAGUUUGUUAACCUAGGUUGCCAAAGGUAUUCAAACUUAUUCUAUAUAAUCACAUGAGAGUGGAGGAAGGCAAUCAACAUAUGAUACCCCGCAGAUCGAUGAGUCUUUCGUCUUUCGUUAGUUAAUAAUUCAGGUACACCUAGAUUAACUCACUGGACA